AUGACGACGACAAAGGGCAGCUGUGCGUGUCGGGAGAUCGAAUUCCAGUUUGAGGGGGAGCCGGCGGUGACGGCGUUGUGCCACUGCACCGACUGCCAGAAGUGGACUGGCGGUGCGUUCACGUCGAAUGCUGUUGUGCCGCGGAGGUCGUUCCAGGUCACCAAGGGCACGCCCAAGACUUGGGACGCAAGAGGCGACUCGGGCAAGGUCAACAAGCGCUUCUUCUGCGGGAACUGCGGAUCGAGCCUCUACACCGAGCUCGAGGUGAUGCCCGACAUGGCGUGCGUCAAGGCGGGCUCGCUGGACGGCGGGGCCGCGAGCCUGGGCAAUAGGAUUGGGGUUGAGUUUUAUACCAAGGAUCGGGUUGGGUAUCUGGGCAGCUGUGAGGGCGCGAAGCAGGAGCCGGCUUUUGGAUGA
Molecule: messenger RNA, 417 nt
Organism: Metarhizium album ARSEF 1941
Lineage: Eukaryota; Fungi; Ascomycota; Sordariomycetes; Hypocreales; Clavicipitaceae
Product: DUF636 domain-containing protein
Exons: 3
Coding region: 1-417 (138 amino acids)
Molecular function (GO): carbon-sulfur lyase activity
Source: RefSeq, a predicted model, not a curated record